AGGAUUAGGUCGUCAUAAUUCAUAAAUAUCGGUUUAAAAAAAUAUCUAUUUCAUAAAUAUCUGCAUAAGUGGCCUACAGCAAAGCCCAACUAAAGCCCAAAAUCUCAAAACCCUAAGUGGCCGUUUCAUUAGAGUGUGUGUGGGACCACCGAUCACAACCGCAUGCGUUCUUAUCCCGCAACCGUAUCAUCACUCAUCCACCACUGCACAUUCUCCGUACUCCGCCGCACACUCUCUCUCCGAUCACCGGCCACCGUAACCACACCGAUGGCCAACGGCUCCACCACCGCCACCGAGGACUCACUCCGACGAGCUCUCGCCGACAAGCAAUCCACAAUCGAUGCUCGUGGCAGCGCCAUACGUCAAUUGAAGAGUUCCGGAGCUUCGAAAUCGGAGAUCGAUGAAGCGGUUAAAGCGUUGAAUAAUUUGAAACUUGAGAAAACGUCAAUUGAGAAUCAACUGAAGGCUUCGAUUUCCGGUGAUUCUGGUACUAGUAGAGAUGCGUUUCGUCAGGCGGUUGUUAAUACGCUUGAACGAAGAUUGUUUUAUAUUCCGUCGUUUAAGAUUUAUAGAGGUGUUGCUGGUUUGUAUGAUUACGGUCCUCCUGGUUGCGCCGUUAAGUCUAACGUCCUUGCGUUCUGGCGUCAGCAUUUUGUGCUGGAAGAGGAUAUGCUAGAAGUUGACUGUCCUUGUGUGACCCCUGAGGUCGUCUUGAAAGCUUCUGGUCAUGUUGAUAAGUUUACCGACCUUAUGGUUAAAGACGAGAAGACCGGUAAUUGCUACAGAGCUGACCACCUUCUUAAAGAUUAUUGCAAGGAUAAACUUGAGAAUGAUUUGGCUAUGAGCGCUGACAAGGCAGCUGAAUUAAAACACGUUCUUGCGGUUCUUGAUGAUCUCUCUGGUGAACAACUUGGGGCCAAGAUCAAGGAAUACGGUAUAGUGGCACCAGAUACUAAGAAUCCUCUUUCAGAUCCUUAUCCGUUUAACCUCAUGUUUCAGACUCAAAUUGGUCCAUCUGGCGCAAGCACUGGGUACAUGCGCCCUGAAACGGCACAAGGCAUAUUUGUUAACUUCAAAGACUUGUACUAUUACAAUGGAAACAAGCUUCCCUUUGCUGCUGCUCAAAUUGGUCAAGCUUUCAGAAAUGAGAUCUCACCUAGACAAGGUCUUCUACGUGUCCGCGAAUUCACUCUUGCGGAAAUAGAGCAUUUUGUGGACCCCGAUGACAAGUCACAUCCAAAGUAUUCUGAAGUUAAAGACCUAAAAUUUCUGAUGUUCCCAAGGGAUGAACAAAUGUCAGGCCAAUCUGCAAAAGUACUUUGUCUCGGUGAAGCAGUUUCUAAGGGGAUUGUGAAUAAUCAAACACUUGCAUACUUCAUUGGGAGAGUAUAUCUGUUUUUGACACGGUUAGGGAUAGAUGAAAAACGAUUGCGAUUUAGGCAGCAUCUUCCAAAUGAGAUGGCUCACUAUGCUGCAGACUGUUGGGAUGCUGAAAUCGAGUCUUCUUAUGGCUGGAUUGAGUGUGUUGGGAUUGCUGAUAGAUCUGCAUAUGAUCUGCGUGCACACACUGACAAAAGUAAUGUAGCUCUUGUAGCUCAAGAGAAAUUUGCCGCACCAAAAGAAGUAGAGAAACUGGUUAUUACACCUUCUAAGAAGGAACUUGGCCUUGCAUUUAAGGGUAGUCAAAAGAUGGUGGCUGAAGCACUUGAGGCGAUGGACGAAAAAGAGGCAAUGGACAUGAAGGCGGCUUUAGAAACCAAAGGGGAAGUACAAUUUGAAGUUUGUACUCUUGAGAAAACAGUUGCAAUAAAGAAGAACAUGGUGUCAAUUUCAAAAGAAAUAAAGAAAGAACAUCAAAGAACAUUUACACCUUCUGUGAUCGAACCAUCUUUUGGCAUUGGAAGAAUCAUCUAUUGUCUCUAUGAACACUCUUUUUACAUGAGACCAAGCAAAGCUGGGGAUGAACAGUUGAACGUUUUCCGUUUCCCUCCUCUUGUGGCCCCCAUCAAAUGUACUGUUUUCCCAUUGGUUCAAAACCAGCAAUACGAGGAAGUCGCCAAACAGAUUUCUAGAUCUUUGACUGCAGCUGGGAUUUCAAACAAGAAAGAUAUUACAGGUACAUCAAUAGGAAAAAGAUAUGCGAGAACAGAUGAACUUGGUGUGCCAUUUGCUGUAACUGUGGACUCCACAUCAUCAGUGACAAUUCGUGAGCGUGACAGCAAGGAUCAAAUCCGUGUGAACGUGGAUGAGGUGGCAGCAGUGAUAAAGGACGUAUCCGAGGGGCGGUGCAAAUGGAACGAUAUUUUACAGAAAUACCCUGCUCACACUUCAGCUUCCGCAGAUGAGUGAAAACCAAUUUGAUUUAUCAAGUACGGCCCACUUUUUUUUGCUGUCAAAACAAAAUAUACUGUUUUUCUCAACAUCGUCGUCUUACUUUUUUUUUGAAACAAAACAAUUAGUUUUUGUCAUAUUGAGCAAGACCUUACUAUAUACUGCUCAGUUGUUAAAAAUUGUUGUUAAUUCAGAUAUAUUUUGUGGGUCCUA
Helianthus annuus (common sunflower) is the source of this 2544-nucleotide messenger RNA. Its product is annotated as glycine--tRNA ligase, mitochondrial 1. Lineage: Eukaryota; Viridiplantae; Streptophyta; Magnoliopsida; Asterales; Asteraceae. The record is from RefSeq and is a predicted model, not a curated record. The coding region runs from base 163 to 2349 and encodes 728 amino acids. The transcript is spliced from 9 exons. Gene Ontology annotation, biological process: mitochondrial glycyl-tRNA aminoacylation. Gene Ontology annotation, cellular component: mitochondrion; cytoplasm. Gene Ontology annotation, molecular function: glycine-tRNA ligase activity; ATP binding.